Messenger RNA from Toxotes jaculatrix (banded archerfish), 3015 nucleotides. RefSeq lists its product as uncharacterized. Gene Ontology annotation, cellular component: plasma membrane. Gene Ontology annotation, molecular function: calcium ion binding. Bases 1 to 3015 code for a protein of 1004 amino acids. The transcript has 4 exons. The record is from RefSeq and is a predicted model, not a curated record. Gene Ontology annotation, biological process: homophilic cell-cell adhesion. Lineage: Eukaryota; Metazoa; Chordata; Actinopteri; Toxotidae.
AUGGAUCACAGACUUUCCAGAGGCAGUUGGGUACCGGUGACCGGGCUGGUUAUCUGUCUACUUCUGUGUGCGUGUGUAGUGGACCUGGUUCUUGCGCAAAUUCGGUACUCCAUCCCGGAGGAGCUGGAGCAUGGAGCUUUUGUGGGUAACAUCGCCGAAGACCUGGGCUUGGAUGUAGCCAAGCUGUCGGCCCGUCGGUUUCGUAUAGUCUCCGGCGCAAACAAGCAAUACUUAGAAGUGAACUUGGAGAAUGGCAUUCUUUUCGUCAACGAAAAGAUAGACAGAGAGGAGCUGUGUGAACGAAGUCCGAGCUGUUUUUUACACUUACAAGUGGUCAUUGAAAACCCAUUAGAACUGUACAGAGUGGAAGUGGAGAUUUUAGAUGUGAAUGACAACUCUCCCAGUUUCCCAUGGAGCGAGUUUAAUCUUGACAUCACAGAGUCGGCUGCGCCUGGCUCCUGUUUCCCGUUAGAGAGCGCACAGGACCAGGACGUGGGCACCAACUCUCUGCGCUCCUACCAGCUAAGCGCAAACGAGCACUUCGUACUGAAUAUCCAGACGCGCAAUGAUGGAAGCAAGUUUGCUGAGCUCGUGCUGGACACCCCACUGGACCGGGAACAGCAGAAAAAGCAUGAAAUGGUUCUGACAGCCUUCGACGGGGGGUCACCGGAGCGCUCAGGGACAGCACUGAUAACUAUUACAGUGUUAGACGCAAACGAUAACGUGCCCGUGUUUGACCGCUCGGUUUACCGGGCGAGCCUGGUGGAAAACGCACCGAGGGGGACACUGGUGCUGAAGCUGAAUGCCACAGACCUGGAUGAGGGCUCUAACGGGGAGGUGACCUACGCCUUUAGCGGGCACGCACCACUCAAGGUGCGCGAACUAUUCAGUGUGGACCCGUACACAGGUGAAAUCCGAGUGAAGGGCAUUGUGGACUAUGAGAAAGCCAGUGUAUAUGAGCUAUAUGUGCAGGCAAAAGACAGAGGACCUUCGGCUGUGGCAGUACACAGUAAAGUGCUGGUAGACAUCCUGGAUGUGAAUGACAACGCACCCGAAGUCAUCCUCACAUCUGUGUCCACUCCUGUCCAGGAAGACGCGCCACCGGGCACGGUGAUAGCUGUUAUCAGUGUCAUGGACCGGGACUCGGGAGAGAACGGAAACGUUGAUUGCCAAAUUCCGAGCAACGUUCCCUUUCAGCUCCAUUCCUCGUUUAAAAACUAUUAUACUCUGGUGACAAGCGAGUUUCUGGACAGGGAAGCGGUGUCCGAGUACAACAUCACCCUCACAGCCCGCGACUUGGGCUCUCCUUCGCUCUCCACCAGGAAAACAAUCCUCGUUCAAGUGUCAGACAUUAACGACAACCCCCCGCGGUUCUCUCAACCUUCAUACACAGUUUACGUGACCGAGAAUAAUGCCCCGGGCGCUUCCAUUUGCUCUGUAACUGCAUUCGACCCGGAUUCAAACCAGAACGCCUAUCUGUCGUAUUCUAUUCUCGAGGGUCAGAUUCAGGGCAUGCCCGUGUCCACUUAUGUCUCCAUCAACUCUGACAACGGCAAUAUCUACGCAUUGCGCUCUUUUGAUUAUGAACAACUUAGAAACUUUCAGAUUCUGGUCCAGGCGCAGGACGCUGGUUUCCCCCCUCUCGCCAGCAAUGUCACAGUCAACGUCUUUGUCUUGGACCAGAACGACAAUGCACCUGUCAUUGUAUCCCCGCUGCCCAAAAACGGCACAGUGGCCACAGAGGUGGUUCCGCGGUCAGUAGACGCCGGGUAUCUGGUGACCAAGAUAACAGCGUUAGACGCGGACGCGGGGCAAAACUCCCGACUGUCUUAUCAGGUAUUACAGGCUACAGACCCGGGACUGUUCAGUGUGGCUCUGUACACGGGCGAAAUCAGGACUAUUCGCCGGUUAGUGGAAAAAGACGCAACAAGGCAAAGGCUGGUAAUAUUAGUCAAGGACAACGGGCAGCCGCCGCUCUCCGCCACCGUCUCCAUUGUCCUCACAGUGGUAGACAGCGUACCCGAGUCGCUGUCAGAUUUCGGAGAUCUCACACUCAGCCCACAGCCCCCCUCAAACCUCGCUCUUUACUUGAUCGUGUCACUGAGCACGAUAUCUUUAAUAUUCCUAGUGGCUAUUAUCGUGCUGGCCGCGGUGAAGUGCUACAAGGACAGGGAGACCAUCAGCGGGUACAACCUGCCCCCGUUCGCCUGCUGCUGUUGCGGGGGGUUUCAGCCUGAGCCGCCCCCGGAGGUGUUCAAAAAAUCCAACCUCAACCUGCAGAUUUCAUCCGCAGCCAAAGUGCCCACAAACUGCAUGGAGGUGAAUGGAAACAGCAGUCUCUCGCAGUCAUAUUGUUAUAAAGUGUGCCUGACCCCUGAAUCUGCAAAAAGUGACUUUAUGUUUUUGAAGCCGUGCAGCCCGGGCAGCACACCGAGGAACAACGAGGCGAAGAGCGCAGAAAACUCGUGGAACGCGCAAAGCCGGAGCGCAUCUGUGAACAACGGAGCAACUACUCCCAAUGAGCUGAAGCAGCCAAACACAGACUGGACUCUCACAAAAAAUCAGAACUCCUCUAUUAAAAGUUACAACUCCAUCAACAUGGAUGGCACCCUUAUGCGUAAGGCCAUGCAUGCAGACCCAGAAAACUAUGUCACCUCCAUGGCACCUGGACAGUACUGGACCUGGGGUACUCACAUGAGAGGCAUGAAAGAAUAUAAGAUGUCUCCUUCAACAAGUGGGGUCCCGUCUCGCCCCUGGACUCCUCGGUGCACACCUCCUCCCCAGCAGCAGCAGCCAUCGAUCCCCUCCCACCCUCACCCACACCCGCCGCCUGACUACCACCACAAUGUGUACAUCCCGGGGACACCAUCUGGCUUUUGCACCCUGAGGCCCGCUGCACAGCGAAGUGAGCUGGACGUCCACAACUCGUUCUCCACCUUUGGCAAGAAACGACGUCUUCAGAUGUCCCCCCAGGGAGAGGCUGCGAUUAUAAAUAAUGACCUGUACAACGACUGA